AUGUCCUCCCCUGAGAACAGUCCCUCGAAAAGCCCAGGUAAGCUAGCAACUUCCUCCAACCCAGCUGACAGUCCAGAUCAUCGCUGGCCGACUGGUCAUAACGCGCGCCCUCAACGGGUUGCCGGCCAGGUCUUUCCAUCACUUGGCCACUCGACAAACAAGAACAGCAACAGCAUGACGGAGACGCUGGAGCGCCUGCGUACCCUUAGCUUGGAGAGCAAGGCAAUGUCCGACAGUCUCGCGAGUGAAGUUAUGCCGCUUGAGGAGUCGCCAACGGGUGGCAAAUCGUCACCCUACGGAGCAUCGGAGCAUGACGACUGGAUGGCCAGGUGGCAACGUGAGACAUCCACCUACUGCACCAUUCCCAACACUCCCGACGUCAAGAGCUCGCCCACUCCCCGGUACAAGCCGUUGAGCGAGGACUUUUUCACUAGCAGGACAUCGGUGACCAACCUUAGGCCCACGCCUAAACUCCAGCAGAAGACCGAUCCAGCACUCAACAGCAGCGACACUAACGGCUUACAUGUCGACUCCUCUCCCUCCGCAUCGAAUGUGCAGCGUUUGCGGCCUCACGAGUCCCUUCCAGCGGCAGGGUUUUUCAUGACUCCCUGGUCGGCACCGUUGCUCCAGCGCGGGUAUUCGGAGGGACGCUUCCCCACACAGCAUGCGCAGGGCGUAGCUGCAUUCCCUCCAUCGUAUGGCUCGCUUCCCAACGCCCCUCCUUAUGUCUCACCGCCGCAUCCGGGCCUUUCCCCGUCGUCACUGCCUUCCUUUGUCGAUAGCUCUGAGACAAAGGACGUCUACCACGGAAGCUUCAAGGCUCCGGAGUCGGAGCCUGAGAAGAGGUGCUCCGAAUGCGCUGGUCUACGUCACGAGCUCGAGUUCAUCCGUCUCCAGCUGGCGGCUCAGCAGAGCUCUCUGAACCGCAUUGUGACUGAGAUCGCGGCGAUCAAGAGCCGCAGCGUCCCACGUCCGCUUGCUGUGCAGCCCUCAACUGAAUCGCAUCGGCCACCUCCACCUUGGCGCAACCCUCAUAGUGCUACCUGGAUUUGCGGUCCACCCCCUCCACCGCCAGCCCACCCGAGCUCGAUGCAGCCACCGCCAUAUCCUUUCUACUACGGCCCUUACAGCUCACCCAUUGCCCCAGUCACGGCCGGUAGUAAAGGAGAACACUACCAAGCGAACUUGUCGCGCUCUGCUACGGAGUUGCCUUCACUCAAGCCCGAUUCUUCGCCCCACGGCGCUGCAACCCUGUCCCCAGUCACACGGCGUCAGCCACAGCAGACAUCAGAACGUAAGCCCUCGCCGAAGCGUGUGUCGUUCGCCUGUCCGAUGACUCAAAGCGAGCCCGACAGCGACGGAAGUUCUGAGGAGACGCUCGUGUCAAAGGUGGAGACACAGCUGCGUCGCAAGCCCAGUAACAGCAACACCCUUUCCAAGAAAACUUCUGCCUUGAAGAAGGCGUCAUCCAGCUCAAGCGUCCGACCAAAGCCGUACCCGAUCACUGGCUCUCUCAAACAUCGUCCUACCGUUUACUCUUCUGUGUCGCCCCGUUCUUAUUAUGGUGUUGUGCAGGAAAAUACUAAGCAAGCGACAUCCUCCGUGCGCGGCCGUCAGGAGGCAGAACCACCCACUGAAACUUCGAGCCCUCUCCAACCCAACCCCCACCUUCCGUUCGUUGUACCGUUCGAGGAAGGAGGAGAGUCGAACAGCGAGGACUUGCACGUGAGGUUUGAUGCAACCACCUUGUUCAACUUCAUGCAGUUCUGGCAGCCUCGUGCGGAUGGUCCCGAGCCGCUGCUCGUAGACCUGUCGCUCGAUGCGUCAACCUAUCAGGAUUUCGUGGGAUGGGGUCGCGAGAACGGGUCACUUGAUCUUUAA
Messenger RNA from Trichosporon asahii var. asahii CBS 2479, 1881 nucleotides. RefSeq lists its product as uncharacterized. The coding region runs from base 1 to 1881 and encodes 626 amino acids. The record is from RefSeq and is a predicted model, not a curated record. The transcript has a single exon. Lineage: Eukaryota; Fungi; Basidiomycota; Tremellomycetes; Trichosporonales; Trichosporonaceae.